Messenger RNA from Alternaria rosae, 2438 nucleotides. RefSeq lists its product as uncharacterized. Bases 159 to 2069 code for a protein of 636 amino acids. The record is from RefSeq and is a predicted model, not a curated record. NCBI's taxonomy places the organism in Eukaryota, Fungi, Ascomycota, Dothideomycetes, Pleosporales, Pleosporaceae. The transcript has a single exon.
CGAACCACAUCGACAGCAACCGGACCACCCUCGGACCGUAUGCAUUGAUCGUUUGUCGUGUUUGAACUGCCCUCCUCCUUGCAGUGUCUUUGAAGUCGACCUGUUGUUGUGGUCAAAGACAAUCGUAUCCUGAAACACGACAUCGAAACGUUAGCAACAUGGACGCCGAACGCCCCAACCUAUCUACUACCCUACCCAGGAACUUCAUGUUCCAUUACCGUGACGGCCCAGCUCCACAGACUCCCGAGCCAGAGCCGCAACCCGAGCAGAUGCAACCGCCACCGCCGCCCCGACAGGUGCUCAAGGUGCGUCGCCGCCGCGCCACUCUCGUCAUGAACAACGACGACAUGGACGCCGUCAUGGACCAGCGACCCAUCCCCACAAUCGAGGCUCCCGAAGUCAUGUCGGAAACCUCCAACCUGCUACCACCCUACUCACUACCUCAAAACGACGCAUUCUUGUCCCCAGGUUUUAGCUUCCCUCGUAUGCUUUCCCCACCCAAGACUCCCGCUGCCCAAGUGCGAACAAUCAGCCACUACGAGGGAACUCAGGACUGGUCCGACGUUCCACAUGUCAGCCAGAGUGAAACGUCUAGCAGACCCACCUCAUCGUCGGGCUUCUCAGACUCAUCCGUCUCGUCCUGCGAUAGCAUUGGCUCCUUCAUGUCCAGAGGCGGCAGCUGCACAAGCCCCGAAGAUGAAUCAUCAGACCCUUUCGCGUUCUACCCACCCACAAACAAAGCCCAACGACCAAGCUCACCUUCGAUGGGUACCCAACAAUCUCGCUCUGCAACAAAGCUGAAGUUGCGAGCCACCUUCAGCGAGGAGAUGGAUCAUCACUUGUGGAUGACUUACAUGAAGUACCUUCAAGACCCCACUGUGACCCCCUUCAAAGCCCUUCCGAGCACUACACCACCGAAUGGAGUAUGCCAUCGUGUAGCGAGGAUGGCUCGCAAGACAUGGAAGGGCCCGAAGUCUUCUCGCGCUGGUGCCCUUAACGCGACCCCACAACACGGCUUCCUCGCCGGUACACCGGGUACAGUGAGGCCGAUUAGGAGCGGUAGUAACACACCUGUAGCGAGGCCGAUCAAGUCCACCAUGCGCUACCCCAGUGAGAAGCAAUGUCGCAAGCGCUUACGAGACUUGGCUAAACAGAAGCCAUCCCUCUCUGCACACUAUCAGCGUAUGCUUCGUCGAUCGCCCUCGCCGCUGCAAUCCUCUCCUCCACCUGAGCCCGAGCCACAACCGCGUCAACAACAACCACAGCAGCAGCCGCUGUCUUCGCCAUUCUCGCAAGGCUCUACUUCCUUUUCCACAAGGGACAUGAACUUAUCGCUGGCCACAAGCACUGCUGCGUCGAUGCAGUUGGGCAAUCCACUGUCGCAACUUGCCAAAGAUAUCACACCACGACCGGCACCGCGAACAUGGUCGAGCGCGCGUUCUUCUGCUCACCAGAAGUCACAAUCGCUUCAUAUCGGCCUGGGACUAGGCAACUUGCUGGGCUCACCGUUCCGUGCCAGGAACGAGUCAACCAACAGCAACACUAACCAGAGCAAUGCUCGAACAUGGCAUGCAUCGUCGUCCGCUGGUCAUACCCCACGUCUUGGCUCGCCUUUCCAGUUGCACGCGCCUCGACCCAAGUCAAGAGUCUUCAAGCGUCGGGCGCUCCACAACAGCUUUGAGGAUAGAGCGCGAAACCGCGGAGACAGCUUCGUCAACGAGAUCUUUGGAGCCCCAGCUGAAUCGAGUCAUCGUCGCGUACGGAGCCGUGGCUUCAGCUUGGGUGACAUGAUGGAAGGUGCCCGACGACUGCCGUUGAUCAACGACCCGUUAGGGUUGAACCCUUUCGCACAAAGCGGUUCUGCUAUGCCUAGCCCGGCACCAACAUCCCCUGCCGUACCAAUGGAGGCCCAGAACAAAGGUACCGUCCGCUUGGGCUCCCCGUUCGUUGGUCGAUCGAGCAACACUUUCCCUCGAGCGAAUAUUUCUCAUAGCUUCGAGCCUCCAGCUUCCUUCGAGGAGCGUUUUGCUGGAACACCUAGCGACUCAGCAUACCUGUACCGAUCUUAGAGCUCGACGGUCUUGUCUUCCGCCUCAUCAUUGCACUUGAGCAUGACUGCAUCAUCGGCGUUACGACCGACGGCCUCAAACGCCGUCAUUGCAUAUACUUGACAUUUGGCCCACGGGCUUACUUACUCCUGCUUCCAUGAAAAGCAUUUCCUUUGUUUGUCUAUACCAACUUCCACCUUCUUCACCGAGAGCCUUUCGCCGUCGAUGGUAUACCUCCGGCGGGGUCGGCAGACCUUCGUACCUUGGCUUCUUGUCUAUGUUCUGGGCCUAUACUUCUUGGACAUGGCAUGUGGCUACAUGUGUCUUCUAAAACUUCAGUAAUUCGAGUGUCGGCGGGCGGGGCCAAGUGGAGUUCGGUCUGAAAGACCU